Molecule: messenger RNA, 1178 nt
Organism: Wyeomyia smithii (pitcher-plant mosquito)
Lineage: Eukaryota; Metazoa; Arthropoda; Insecta; Diptera; Culicidae
Product: aquaporin AQPAn.G-like
Exons: 4
Coding region: 178-1074 (298 amino acids)
Biological process (GO): transmembrane transport
Cellular component (GO): plasma membrane
Molecular function (GO): water channel activity
Source: RefSeq, a predicted model, not a curated record
UCAGUCAGUCCUCAACCGGUCAGCUUGCCAUUCGGUCGUACUACACCGGCUAUUCAAGGCUAUUAUCGCUAGUGAUUUUUUUCGCUACUGAAAGGAAUCGCCAAGUUCAUCGAUUAGCAAAAAGCGUGUCUAUCGCGGGUGAAAGUGUUCACGUUCAUUCGAUCAGCUGGCAGCAUCAUGGUUGUUGGUCAACCAAACGGCAUUGGCGCUGACAAGGAGUCUCGGGUGCCGAUGCCAGAUCAAGUUCAAUCUGGUUCUGUGGAGAAUAUGAAGAAGAGUUCUUGGUUGGCAGGAACCGGCCACUCCUUAUGGGACACGAUAUGCAUUUUCCUGGCGGAGUUUUUUGGCACUGCCAUGCUGAUGUUUCUAGGCUGUAUGUGUACGGUAGCCGGCUUCGGUAAUGAACCCACCAACAUGUCCUCCGGACUGGGGUUCGGAUUCACCGUCAUGAUGGUUAUUAUCGUUUUCGGUUGUGUGUCGGGUGCCCACAUAAACCCGAGCGUAUCGAUUGCAGGCUACAUCUACAACCAGAUGACGUUCCCGAUGCUCAUCCUCUACUUCAUUGCUCAAUUCUCGGGCGGGCUUGUCGGCUAUGGACUGCUGAUGGGUAUCACACCGGCGGUAUUUUUUUCCAAAGCUCUCUUUUUUGACCGGCCAAUCUGUGUUACCGCUCCGCACAAUGACCUUUCCGCGGUGGACACUUUUUUGCUAGAGUUCUUCAUCACCGGGAUUCUAAUCUGGACCAACGUUGGAAUUUGGGAUCCAAGGAAUCGAAAGAACUCCGACUCUAUUCCGUUGAAAUUUGCCUUCAUAGUCGGUGGAAUCUCCAUCGCCGGUGGGCCCUACACCGGAGCCAGCAUGAAUCCGGCCCGUACACUGGCGCCUGCGAUCUGGAACUCAAGCUACAAAAUGUUGUGGGUGUAUAUGGUAGCUCCACCGCUGGCAGGAGUUGUUUUCACGUUGAUUUACAAAUACGUUUUUCGAAGAGAGGUUCCCGAAGAGGAACCACUGGUGAGGCCUGUCGUUCUGCCAGAUGAAAUCACGAUUAGCACUGUCGAUCGCAAUGGGGUUUAGAAUUUUCUGCUAAACCUAGAAGUUGCAUUUUGUUUCUUAAUGAUCUAAGCGAGUACAUAAUUUAUACAUUUUAAGUAUUCUCGAACGACUGAUAUUUGGCAAAA